This is a messenger RNA of Salvia splendens (bonfire salvia), 610 nucleotides long. RefSeq lists its product as uncharacterized. The transcript has a single exon. The record is from RefSeq and is a predicted model, not a curated record. NCBI's taxonomy places the organism in Eukaryota, Viridiplantae, Streptophyta, Magnoliopsida, Lamiales, Lamiaceae. Bases 75 to 416 code for a protein of 113 amino acids.
UCCUACAAAUACAAAAAAUCAAUUGAAUUCCAUUCCCCAAACCGCAGAAAAAUAUCUGCAUCAAUUUGUAAGCCAUGGCCACUGGAGCUGCCGGCGACGGCUUAUUCCGGAGCCUGCUCGAAGGCUGCAUUACCGCCGCGGACACCGGGAUCCAGCGCCGCCCCUACCACCGCAACUGCGGCUGCGCUCUCCACAACUCUGCCGGACACUGCCCCCACCGCUCCAGAUACGAUAAGGUCUCCUACCCGAUCCGCCGCUCCUGGAGCGAAGGAUCUCUGGCGCUGAUCGGCCAGUCCUCGCUGUCUCCGUCCUCCUCCCCCGCCUCGGCGUCGGCGGAGAUUCCGAGGACAGCGUCGCAGUUGGCGCUGUGCAGAGCGGCAGAGGAUGAUGAGGUGAGUGAUUCGCCCAAAGCGUGAGCUUGAAAUUUGUCGAAUUUUGGGAAUAAUCUGUGGCCUGUGCGAAUUAAAAAAAGAAAAAAAAUUACGGAGCGAAAUAAUGUUGUUGUGAUUAUUUUUCUUUGUUUUUUUUCCCGAGUUUAGAUGAUUUGGAUAUGCAUAUUGGUGUAUGGAACUCGUUGUACAAUCUAAGGCUCCGUCCAUAAAUUUGUUUA